Podospora bellae-mahoneyi is the source of this 1488-nucleotide messenger RNA. RefSeq lists its product as uncharacterized. Gene Ontology annotation, cellular component: vacuolar transporter chaperone complex; fungal-type vacuole membrane. The coding region runs from base 1 to 1488 and encodes 495 amino acids. NCBI's taxonomy places the organism in Eukaryota, Fungi, Ascomycota, Sordariomycetes, Sordariales, Podosporaceae. Gene Ontology annotation, biological process: microautophagy; vacuolar transport; polyphosphate metabolic process. The transcript has 2 exons. The record is from RefSeq and is a predicted model, not a curated record.
AUGAAAUACGGGGAGCAGUUCGAACAGGAGUCUGUUCCGCAAUGGAGCCUUUAUAACAUUGACUACAACUCUCUAAAACACCACAUCAAAACGCACACGACAAAGGACCAAGCGACGGCCAUAGCGAUCCCGGGACACCAAGACACCGCCCUCAGCAAGUUCGAGGAAGGCUUCUACGGCGAGCUGUGUUGCCAACAUGACCGAGUCGACCUCUUCGUCUCCAGCAAGGCUGACGAGAUCUCGCGGCGCCUCCAGCACUCGUCCAAUCAGAUUCACCGCCUAAUAGUACGCUGCGCAACAUCAGGCCGGAGCACCAUCUCGAUCAAACGACAGCGGCGGUUUGUCAAGUACGAGCAGGAACUCCUCCAAUGCGGCGACGACAUCCGCUCCCUGCGGCGCUUUGUCGACGCGCAGAUUGUUGCGUUCCGCAAGAUACUCAAAAAGUACAGAAAAUGGACCGGGUCGUCGACGUUGGGGACACGCUUCAGGGACAACGUCUUGUCGCACCCCAAAAGCUUCACGCGGUGCGACUUUUCGCACUUGCAGGCCAGGUAUGACGACUUGUUGGUCACGCUUCGGGCAGCAUCGCCUGCCGGCAUGAGCGGGAUUGGCUCCCCGACCCCCGAGCCGACGGUCGACUCGCGCGAUCGGCAGAGCUCCCCGAGCGAGGCGACGGUUGUGAGCGAGUCGCAGGUGGUGUACUGGAAUGAGUACGACUGCGGAAGCGAGGCGGGGGACAACGACAGGAGGGAUGAGGAUUAUGCUAUUUAUAUUGACCCGAACGAGGAGAUGAGCUUCCCCGGUAUGAAGGCUCUUGGGAAUCUUUUCUCCAACCCGGUCAAGAAGUUGAACUCAGCCUGGAUGUCGAUUCGAUCGGUGCGGUCGAGGGAGUCUCCCUUGAGCGAUGAUAUCGAGCGCGGACCACUCUUGCCGACUGACUCGACCGUUUCGACGUACGGUUCGACUCGGGCGAAGCCAUUCUCUGCCGAGCCGAGCUACUUUACGAUACCGCCUGGCAGUAGGGGUGGCCAGUCCGACACUGAUGUGGAGGAGGAUGCCAACUACUCCAACUGCCACAGUCGGAGGGGGUCGUAUGGGUAUGCUUCCUCGGAAGAUCAGUUUCCUACCGGCUAUCGUCCUCACUAUGCUGCUCUGCCGAGCAUCAAUGACCAGCGCAUUGAGCAAUACAGGGAAAACAUGUUUUUCUGGAUCACGUGGGGCUGCUACGCUGUUGCGUAUGUCUUGAUGGGGAUUGCGACUGUGCUCAUCACGGCGGGGCGUAACAAGAAGCGGCUUGAGGUGGACGCGGGUGUUACGCUGGGCAUCAUGACUUCUCUGGGGCUGGCAUGUGCGGCGAUUUGUAUGACGGUGGCCAGGCAGGAAAGGAUGGGAUGGGUUGGGCUGGUGGCGACGUGGAUUGCGUUUGCGGGGAUAUGUGCGGCCAACGGGGUGUUGCUUGUGCUUGUGGUUGGGAAUGCUCCUCUAUGA